Pocillopora damicornis (cauliflower coral) is the source of this 1976-nucleotide messenger RNA. RefSeq lists its product as uncharacterized. Lineage: Eukaryota; Metazoa; Cnidaria; Anthozoa; Scleractinia; Pocilloporidae. The record is from RefSeq and is a predicted model, not a curated record.
UCGAAGUCACUGCCGAAAAGAUCAACGUCAGCAGCUGUUUGGUUUAUAAACAAACCAUAAAGUGUUCGAUUAAGUCUUUCAAUCUUUGAAAGACUCGAUAAAUGAAGAGUACUUCCUUUUCAAGUUGAGUUAAAGGCUUUUGAACUGAUCCAGCUGCACAAUCAACUCGCUUGUUCGAGUAGACAUCAACAAUGCCAGAAGAGGAGCGAAUUAUAACUUCUCCUGUUGCAAGCAACGUCAAAAAUCCACCAUGGGGAACUGAACCAGACACACCAAACACAGCGUCUGGAGUAAGAAAGAAGCAGUUCCCUUGGACAACUUACUCGAGAGAUUAUGUAGGAGCGACCGGAACACCUGCACAUCCACAAAGAAUGAGAACCGCGGAGCAUCUACCAUCAGGCUGGCCAUUUGAAUCAAGUCAUUAUCACAGCACAUUUAGAACACCCCAGCUGGCGUACUGCAGACACAAUGUACAGCCCUACUCCGUGCAUCGGAAAAAUAAUCCACAUGCAGCAAUUCUCGACCCAUGGAAGUACCCGGAUAAGAGUUACUUGGUGUGGAGGGACAAUCCAUCUUUGAAUCUCCCGCCUGUUCGGGAAUCGCAGUCGGCACCGAACAUUCUCCAACAUAACAAGAGCCGUUGGAUGUCAACAACAUACAAUACCACCUUCAACGCAAGACCUCUGGAACUUCCAAACUACAAACCAAGAACUGCAUGGAAAUCAGACCGCUUCAGACCGACCUCCAAAGCCCAGACCCCUGCUCUUCAUUGGCAGACUGAGUACUCUCACGACUUCAGAGGAGCCCGAGGAAGACCAACCACGACUGAACGCCCGUGGGACAUGUCUUGGAGUAACUUAAACAUGUGACAUGCGCAAGAAUUGCUCCCCGAUCACCUGAAUAUGACGUCUGAACCAGCCAAUCAAAGCUUAGAAUCCAUUUAGAAAGUUUAAAAGUAGAGUUGUUCGCCUUUUGUUUCCUGUGAGUCAUUUUAUGAUAUAAUGUUGUGACUGCGAAAUUUGCUGAAAUUUUGUGAAAGAUUCAACCACAAGCUUAAAACAUAAAAUUUGUAUUUUGUAAUGUUAAAAAUUAUAUAUAUUUUUUAGUGAAAUAAAAAUGCAGUGAAACACAGUCAUCCUUUAUGACGCAGAACCCUCUUGGUCCCCGAUGCAAAUUACAACAAAUUAUCGGUAUAAAAUUGGUUAUAAUGGGAGACGGUAUGCGAGGAAAACUCGGUGGUCUGAUGGUUGAAGCGUUAGACUUUGUUUCGACGAAUCUGGGUUCGAGACCUGGCCGGUCAUCGUGGUGUGUUCUUUGAGUAAGGCGAGACACUAUUUUACCUACUAAAUAGGUAUCAGAAAGAGAAUAUGUACUCAAUAAAUAUUAUCAUAGGUCACGGGGAUAAGUUCUAUAAGUUUACAAUCUCUUAGUACCAGCCCACUGUCAGGGAAACUUGACGGAGGAGCAAUACUUUCACUUACUUCCAUGCCAGUCAAAACAACAAGUGGAAAGAGGCUAAUAUAACACACAACGUAGCUUAAGGUCUUGCAUCUGUUAAGAAACAAAAGUUUGGCGAUGUAGAAAAAAAAAAGAACAAAACAUAACGAAGAAGAUUGUUGGCAAAAAUUAAGCUGAAAGGGAAUUUCCAGCGCGAUAAGCUCUUGACGCGAACUAAUUGCUCUGCUUUGUCAAACGCAUUGUUUGAAAAUGAGUAAUAAUCCAAUUUGAUAACCAGUUUUAAUUCAGCAUGGAUGAAAGUCUGUUACUCUUCCCUCUAUCAGUUAUUUCUGCUGAAACUAUCUUGGCUGGUCUGUCUGCGGUAACCGUAUAAAUGUUCUGUUUGACAUGCACUGUUGGGAAAAGGUUCUAAGAAAUAACACUGCGGUAUACGAGGGUGAUAUUGGUCUGAUGGUUUGACGUAAAGUACACUAUAAUAAAGAGAAGCUUUUAAAGGGAUUACAGCUAUGUUUACUUAA